AUGUUCCCCCAACCAGACGCAGAAACACUAGCACGAAACCCACAAUUCGCAUUACUCUGGAAAGACCUCACGACGAACAGGAUAACCCGAGAAGGGGUUUCGAAAUCCCUCGCUCUGGACAAGGAAACAGUGAAGGUCAGAGAAAUACUCAAGAGUAAGCGGUUUGAACAGGCAAAGAGGGAAGUGCUCAAAGAUGCGGUGAGGGCUGUUGCGUUUGGAGAGGGAGAGGGUGGCUUGGUUGGCGAGUUGAGGGAAACGGCACAGAUUGUUUCUGCACAGUUGGAUGGUAAAGUGGACGCCCAGGAUGAGGAUAUCGUUCAAGUCGAAGUCGAGGAAUUCAUGUCAAACAUCGAGACGGUGAGAGUGGCUGUCGAAACACACAUGGAGCAGAAUGUCAUGUUGCUGUGUCAAAUUCUGGAUCCAACACAACAGCAGCCAGACCCUUCGACGCUUCCAGCUCAGGUCCAGGCUCUACGGACAGAGGUCGAGGAGGCAAAAUGGCAGCUAGACGUCAAGCGCAUUGAGCUAGCGAGUACACUGACCCAACUCCUCAAGACGAAUGCGCAACUGCUGCAAACAGCGAUCCGGAUCCUGGAACAGGUCAUGCACGGCAGUGUAGGACGACACACUCGGGAAGACGGUGGCUGGGCAGGUCUAUGA
Aureobasidium namibiae CBS 147.97 is the source of this 660-nucleotide messenger RNA. RefSeq lists its product as uncharacterized. NCBI's taxonomy places the organism in Eukaryota, Fungi, Ascomycota, Dothideomycetes, Dothideales, Saccotheciaceae. The transcript is spliced from 4 exons. Bases 1 to 660 code for a protein of 219 amino acids. The record is from RefSeq and is a predicted model, not a curated record.